AUGGAAUACUAUGGCAAGAGAAACCUCUACAGCUUCAUGGAUGAAGAAAUAAAAGCAAACCAAUCAUCACCACCUCGUCUUUCCUUCAAAUCCCACCGUCAAAUUUCUGAUCAUGAUCAUGAUCAUGUACCCUAUAGCCCUUCAAGGUCUACUUCCACACCUAAUGUCAACAUGUACUCCCUAAUGCCACCCCCUAGCCCGGACUCCCCAUGGACACUUUCCCCUCUCCAAACACCCUCACCCUCCCUCCUCCAUCACUGUAUCGCCUCCCUCCGCCGCCAAGAAGGCACCAUAUUUUCCAUCGCUGCCUCACGUGGAUUAAUCUUCACCGGCUCCGAGAGCUGCCUAAUACGCGCUUGGCGACAACCGGAUUGCACCGAGAGAGGCUAUAUCCGGGCAAGUUCUGGCGACGUUAGGGCGAUUUUAGCCUAUGGUAACAUCCUCUUCACUUCACAUAGGGACAACAAGGUCAGAAUGUGGAACGUAAAUGUGUCUGAAAAUUUUCAGGCCAAAAAGGUGAAUACCUUACCUAAAAGAAGAAGUUCCUUUCUUAUCUUCCCCAAGACAAAUACCCAAAAACACAAAGAUUGUAUCUCUUGCAUGGCUUAUUUCCAUGCAGAAGGGCUUCUUUAUACUGGAUCAUGGGAUAAAACAGUGAAGGCAUGGAGGGUUUCUGAUAAUCGUUGUGUCGACUCAUUUGUUGCACAUGACGAGAGUGUGAACGCAAUCGUCAUAAAUCAGGAAGAUGGUUGUGUAUUCUCUUGUUCAUCUGAUGGUUCUGUGAAGAUUUGGAGGAGAGUGUAUGGUCAAAGUUCUCAUACUCUCACCAUGACACUAAAAUUCCAGCCUUCACCUGUCAAUGCCUUGGUCUUAAGCACAUCAUUAAACUCAUGUUUCCUCUAUUCGGGUUCUUCGGAUGGAUUAAUAAACUUUUGGGAGAAGGAAAAUUUGUCUAGUAGAUACAAUCAUGGAGGGUUCUUACAAGGACAUAGAUUUGCAGUUCUUUGUCUGGUUGCAAUUGAAAAGCUGAUAUUCAGUGGCUCAGAGGAUACAACAAUUAGGGUUUGGAGAAGAGAAGAAGGGAGCUGUUUUCAUGAGUGUCUUGCAGUAAUUGAUGCACACAGAGGGCCUGUUAGGUGUUUGGCUGCAAGUGUAGAGACAGAAAAAAUUGUUGUUAUGGGAUUUUUGGUUUAUAGUGCUGGAUUGGAUCAAAGUUUUAAGGUUUGGAGGGUUAAGGUUUUGCCUGAAGAAAAAAAGGGAGGGUACAUUGAGGGUGUGGAACCUAUAGAUACAAAUAUUAAGAAUUCAGAAUAUGAAAUGAGCCCUGUACUCUCUCCUUCAUGGGUGGGGAAGAAACUCCAAGGCAAUUACCCUGUCCACUAG
This is a messenger RNA of Fraxinus pennsylvanica, 1383 nucleotides long. Lineage: Eukaryota; Viridiplantae; Streptophyta; Magnoliopsida; Lamiales; Oleaceae. The record is from the annotation of a GenBank genome assembly.